Molecule: messenger RNA, 1608 nt
Organism: Notechis scutatus (mainland tiger snake)
Lineage: Eukaryota; Metazoa; Chordata; Lepidosauria; Squamata; Elapidae
Gene: GMPR2
Product: guanosine monophosphate reductase 2
Biological process (GO): nucleotide metabolic process
Cellular component (GO): GMP reductase complex
Molecular function (GO): GMP reductase activity
Source: RefSeq, a predicted model, not a curated record
AAAAGCGAACGGCAGCCAGCUUCAAGGGCUUAGCGGAGACUUUGGAAGCCGAGAGCGGAUCGUGGUCGCUUCUAUCCCCCACUCGGGGAGCGCCAAAAGACCGGAAGCGGGCGGGAAGCGAACCGGAAGUGGGAAUGGCGGGAAUGGCCAUGCAGAAGUAGAGGAAGAUGUUGACACGGAGGUCAUAAACAUUUAUUGGCAGCAACUUUCGGUUCCUGAAAGCAACACAGUUGACAGAGGGGAUCCAAGAUGCCCCACAUAGAUAAUGACAUUAAAUUGGACUUCAAGGAUGUCCUCCUGAGACCAAAACGGAGUACACUCAAAUCCCGGAGUGAGGUGGAUCUUAUGAGGUCCUUCACCUUCCGUAACUCCAAGCAGACCUACACGGGGAUACCCAUCAUCGCGGCCAACAUGGACACUGUGGGGACCUUUGAGAUGGCCAAGGCUUUGUGCAAGUUCUCUCUCUUCACGGCCAUCCACAAACACUGCUCUUUGCAGGAGUGGAAGGAAUUUGCAGCCCAGAAUCCAGAUUGUCUCCAGAACGUGGCCGCCAGCACCGGCACCUCCGACUUGGAGCACCUGGAGCGAGUCCUGGAGGCUGUGCCGCAGAUCCAGUAUAUCUGCCUGGACGUGGCCAACGGUUACUCCGAGCACUUCGUCCAGUUCUUGAGGGAUCUGCGGAAGAGGUUCCCCGAUCACACCAUCAUGGCCGGGAACGUCGUGACGGGCGAAAUGGUGGAGGAGCUCAUCCUGUCAGGUGCCGACAUCAUCAAAGUGGGGAUCGGACCAGGCUCCGUUUGUACCACCCGGAAGAAGACCGGGGUGGGCUAUCCUCAACUCAGCGCCGUCAUGGAGUGUGCGGACGCGGCCCACGGCCUCGGAGGACACAUCAUCUCGGACGGAGGCUGCCAUUGCCCAGGGGACGUGGCCAAAGCUUUCGGCGCUGGUGCAGAUUUCGUGAUGGUGGGAGGCAUGUUGGCUGGACACACCGAAUCCGGGGGAGACUUGAUUGAAAAAGAAGGCAAGAAAUACAAGCUUUUUUAUGGCAUGAGCUCUGAGGUGUCCAUGAAGAAAUACGCCGGAGGAGUCGCCGAAUAUCGGGCAUCGGAAGGCAAGGUGGUGGAGGUGCCCUUCAAAGGGGACGUGGAGCACACCUUGAGGGACAUCCUGGGCGGCAUCCGCUCCACCUGCACCUACGUGGGGGCUGCCAAGCUGAAGGAGCUCAGCCGCAGGACCACCUUCAUCCGCGUCACCCAGCAGGUCAACCCCAUCUUUGGCGGGGAGGAUCAGCCUUGAGACCGCUGGCCCUGGCUCCCUUCCCCAACCAGGCUGCUGGGGAGAUCAAACCCCUCGUGCCCCCCGUUCUAAUCCCCAAAUGCCAGUCAAGGCAGGAGGGCUCUUUCCUUUAGACGCAGGUUGGUUCCUCCGUAGUGCAGAAGCUGGCAACCUCCUUUAGGUCUUAUUCCUCUUAUUCCAGGCGCAGCAAAAACUCACUUUCUCCCACUUUUCCAUUCCGUGGGAAGGCAUUCCCUGCCCAUAGUACUGAUGACGUUCCCUAGUUGGGUCACGAAAUGUCUGCAAGGAAAUCACCCCGCUCAGAGAGCACCA